UCUAUCUGUCAGUUCAAGAUGUCUGCACCGUUGACUGGAAAUCCACACGUGUUUUUAGAUAUAAAAAUAGGCGAAGAAAGAGUUGGCAGAAUAAUAAUAGAAUUAUUUAAGAACAUAGUACCUAAAACAGCAGAGAAUUUCCGAGCUUUAUGUACAGGUGAAAAAGGGAUAGGAAAGUAUGGAAAGCCUUUGCAUUAUAAAGGCUCUUCUUUUCAUCGAGUAAUUCGUAGAUUUAUGGUUCAAGGAGGAGAUUUUAUCAAAGGAAAUGGCCAAGGUUCCGAGAGUAUUUAUGGUGAAUGUUUUGAAGAUGAAAAUUUCACCUUAAAACAUGAUCAGCCAGGACUUCUUAGUAUGGCUAAUAGUGGUCCCAACACUAAUGGCUGUCAAUUUUUUAUCACUGCUGUUCCUACACCACAUUUAGACAACAAACAUGUUGUGUUUGGAAGAGUGAAGAAAGGAAUGGGAGUUGUGAAUGAAUUAGAGAACACCAUUACAGAAAAUGAUGAACCUUUAGAACCUUGUAUAAUUGAAAACUGUGGAGAAAUUGAACCUGGUGAAGACUUCGGGCUAAAUGAAUGUGAUGGGACUGAAGAUACUUAUGCACCGUUUCCAGAUGAUUGUGGUGAAUUGGAUUUUAAAGAUAUUGAUCACAUACUCUGGGUUGCUGAACAAGUUAAACUGUCAGGAAAUGGUUUUUUCAGAAAAGAGGAUUAUGUUACUGCCAAUAUGAAAUAUAAAAAAGCUUUAAGGUAUCUUAACAAGUUGCAUGAAGUAAAUGAAGUGGAUGCAGAGCUAGAAAAACGUUUAAAUGCUGUUGUCUUACCUUGCAUUUUAAAUAGUGCUGCCUGUAAAUUAAAGUUAAAAUUAUAUGACAGAGCUCUCGAAGAUUGUGAUGAGGCUUUAGAUAUCGAAGCUAAGAAUCCAAAAGCAUUAUAUAGGAGAGGUCAAGCCUUCCAUGGGAAAGGGGAUUAUGAAAGGAGUCUGACUGAUUUACAUGAAGCUCUCAGAUUAGCUCCAAAUGAUAAGUCUGUGAUAGCAGAAUUGGCUGCUGUUCGUGGAGAAAUGCGAGCAUACAAAGCCAAAGAAAGAAAAGCAUAUGCUAAAUUCUUUGCCUAAGAAUUUUCAGGAUCUGGCACAGUGAAAUAUAUACUCACAUCAUUUAUUAAAGCCUUUUUUAUUUCUUACAUUUCAUUUGUGUUGUAUUGUUUUAAUGCAUUUCAUUUGUGUCUGUAUAACUGUUGCUAUUUCUUUAACAACUGAUGUGGUUUGUUUUUUCAUGUGCUUGCAUAAUGUUUGAAUUUCAGCAAUUCUGUGUAAUGAAAUAUUCUUUUGAGACUUGUAAUAUAUAAUGUAAUGUGACUGCACUUAAGGAUUUUUUUUAGUGUUGUUUAAUUGUGUAUAAUUAAAAGCUUCUGUAAAAUUCUGAAAUUGCCAAUUCAUAUCUUAUAAAUGAAAGAAACUGCUUUUAUAAAACAAUUAUAAGCUCAAAUGUGAUGCAUAGAAACAUAUUGUGUGCAAUAUAAAUUUUUCAAAUAAAUUCUUUAUUAAAAAAAAUCAAUUUUUACUAAAAACCGUUAAAAUACUCCAGUCUUGUACAAAAAGGUAAUUUGUUUUCAUCACCACAGUUCUCAAAAAAGAAAAGAAAAAUGCUAAAAUGUGUGCCUUUCCUGAAUUUUGGUUACUUGCUAUCUGCUGGCCUGUAGCAAAUAAUUAUGCAAUGAAAUAGUUUAAAAGUUUUUUUUGUGUUGAUUGUAUUUUUGCUACUAGAUUGUGUUGAAUUGAACUAAUUGAUUAGUUAAUUUUUCUUUUUCUCUAUGUUGUAAAAUUUUAAGAAUUUACUAUUUGUGAAAUACAAUCAUAAGUCGUCACUUCUUAAAGCAAUAAUCAAAAUAAGCUUGCCAGAUAAACUCUGUUUGGCAGCUAAUAACGAAUUUUCUUGCCUUAGGGGGGAAAAAAAAUCAUUUUCUAGCUGAUCAUGGUUUUCCCUAUGAAUUGGGAAAAACUUUUUGAUAAGCUAGACCUGAAACUGUUAAAGAAGUAAUUGUAUUUAAGGUUCCAGACAUUUGAAUAUAUGGAUUUUAUUUGUGGCUAGUAUAAUCAAUGUAAAAAGUCACAAGCUUUAUUUUUAAAAUGACAUUUAAAAGUCCUUAUUUUGAUGCGAGUUUGAAUGUUUUUUAAAAAAUAAUUCUUGUUGUAAAUAUAUUUGCUGUUGGAUGAAUGCGAUUUAUCUUUUUCAUAGUAUAAAUUUAUUUAAAAAAGUAAGUAAGCAAAAUCUUUUAAUAUAGCUAUUCUAUUCAAACUUUAUGUGUCUGGGGGAUACUGUUUGAACUCAUUGCAUAUUAAGAAAUGAUUGUUGAUUAUUUUCAAUAUUAGAUUUACUGUUUUGUUUCUUAAAUUAAUUUUCAAAUAGUCAUUGAUAGUUGUUUGACUUUGUACUUUUUUGGGACAUCACUUAUUUUAAUUAGUUUGGGAAUAUUUCUCUUAUUUUAAUAUUGCUUAAUAUAUUUAUUGUGUUUUUAUUAUUUAUUCUGUAUAAAUUGUUUCAUAUAUUUUUAAGAUCAAAGUUUUUUGAAAUAUAUAUAACAAUAUUUUAAAAAUUAGAAAUUAUUCAAGGAAUGUCAAACAAAUAAAAUAUCAAUGUAUUAAUUUGAUUCUCAAGUUUUAUAUGUAGGUGCACUAAUUGAAAAUUUGUUAUAUAGUUCAAUUUAGAUUAUAUGAAUUAAAUGAAAUUUAAAUUAUGAAUUUCUAUAUGGAAUUAAAUAUAUAUCUUGUUAUAUAUUUCUUAAAUUCAUUCACUUUAUUAAAAGUUUGUAAAAAGAACUAUCAUUAAAUUGAAUUAUGAUUACAAAUAUAGCUGAAAGUAGAAGAAACCUGUAAAUUAAAAUUAUUUCCUAUUGAGCUUUUACUUUCCAUCCAGUUAUAAGAUAAAAAUUGUAUUCAUUUCUGUUUUGUAAUAAUCUAUUUGGAUUUCAAACAAUAGAUUUGAGUAUUUGAACAGCAUUUGUUAAUAAUUCAUAAAUUUUCUAUGGAAAUUUAUCUAAAGUGAUUAACUGACACUUCAUAAAAAAUAAAUUGUGUUUAUGAAAUUUUUAUAUUUUUCAAAUUCAAAUAGCUAAUUUAAUAAAUUAUUAAAAAAUAGAUAACAAAGUUUUUCAAUUUCUUCAAGGAGGCUAGCAGAUAUAUUUAAAUUUUAUUUUUCUUAAUUAAAUUUAAAUUUUUAAAAGAAAAAUAUUAAACUUAUGGAGAGAAAUUUAAAAGAAUUAGUUUAAUUUGCUCAUUUUAAAUAAAAAAAUUGUAAUAAAAUGGAUUUUUUUUGUUAAGUUAUUCUGGAAUUGAUUAAUAUACGAGUAAUUUGAUUGUUACAAUAACCCCUCCCCAUCACCACCAACGAAGAAAGUAUGAAAUUUUGAAAAUUUCUAUAUAUAUAAGUUUUAAAUGGUUUGAGUGAUUUUAAAGUCAACAACUUUAUAUUAAAGAUGAAAUUUGUGUUGCAUAUUUAAUAUUACAAUUUUAUAUCCUAAUAUAAUGCUCUCUGAAAUGUUUUUACUGUGGGAACUGUUGAAUUAUGAAAUUGGUUUAUGUAAAUAAAUAUGAUGUGUAUAUCCAGAAUAUAUUGAGCUUAAAAGUGUGUUUAAUUAUUUCCUUUGAGGGUAUGUUUAUCAUUUGUAUUUAAAUUAUUAUUUCAGUGAAUGAUAAUUUGAAUAUAAUCGAUGGUUAAUCUUUAUUGUGAUGUUUUAUCAUUUUUAACUAUUUCAUAUUAGACUUUAUAUGAAAUUUAUUAUUCGUUUUAUGUUAUGUCAUCAGAUUUGGUGUAGCAGUGCAAAUUUUUUAAAAAUCCAUUAAAUGUUAGUUUCUUUAAUAUUAAUUAAUAAUGGUUAGUGUGGUUUAAAUAUUGAGAUUAGUUAUCCUAUUAUAGAUAUACUCAUUUAUAAUAUCAAAAGUAUGUCCAUUAGAAGAUUUAUUUUUGGAAGUGAAAGAAUGUGUCUUGUUGACAUAUCAUUGGCGAAUAUGCAAUAGCAUAGAAAUUAUACCUUUAGUAGCUGUUAAAUUGUUAUACAUUGCAUAUUAUUAGAUUUGUGAUAGUUUUCUGAAAGUGUUUUCCAUGAAAUAAGUAGAUGAAAUACUUUUGGAGGUGGGGAAAAGGUCCUCCACUUUUGUAAUGGUUUAUUUAAGAUAUGAUUAAAGUUGAUUUGGCUGCAAAGUUAAAAAAAUUAGUGAAUUUCUUUGACCUUCUAUUAUAUUUUAUUGCAUAUUGUUUUUUGAAAAAUUUCUGUAGAAAUUACUGUAUUUAUACCAUGUUCAC
Messenger RNA from Argiope bruennichi, 4303 nucleotides. It is a transcript of the gene Cyp40, whose product is annotated as peptidyl-prolyl cis-trans isomerase D-like. Gene Ontology annotation, molecular function: peptidyl-prolyl cis-trans isomerase activity; protein binding. Gene Ontology annotation, biological process: protein folding; protein peptidyl-prolyl isomerization. Lineage: Eukaryota; Metazoa; Arthropoda; Arachnida; Araneae; Araneidae. The record is from RefSeq and is a predicted model, not a curated record. The transcript has 11 exons. The coding region runs from base 19 to 1116 and encodes 365 amino acids.